AUGGAGGAUCGAGAAAAGGUACAAGAUUUUUCUUCUCGUGUUUCCACUAUUGUCAAUCAAAUAAAAAGCAACGAAGAUGAAAUCAAAGAUAAAAAGGUUGUUGAAAAGCACAUGAGCAAAGAAUUAAUCGCUCUUGUACUCCUUGAACUGAUCAAGCCUUCAAAUCCAAGCAAGUACCAGAAGCGUUUUCAAGAAUUCAUCACAACAAAUUUGGAGAAGAAAGAAGAUUGUUAUUUCAAAUGCAAAAGAUGCAAAAUCCCUAAUCAUUCUCAAAGGGAUUAUCGAUUUCAAAAUCAGGAGAAGAAAGAAGAUGAUGCAAAAUUUGUGAAAGAAGAUUAUGACGUUAUGUUUGUUUCUCUAAAUGGUGAAGAGAAGUCAAAAAGUCGAUGGUAUCUUGAUAGCAGUGUUAGCAACCAUAUGACAAGCAAUAAAGAUAUGUUUGUGGAGCUCAACUCGGACAUUACUUCAACCAUUGUUCUUGGAGAUGGUUCUUAUCAAGAUGCGAAAGAAAAAGGAACAAUUGUUGUUCCAACUUCGGGAGGUAACAAAAAGUUUAUCACGGAUGUUCUAUAUGUCCCUAAUAUUUCAUAUAAUCUUCUUAGUAUUGGACAACUUAUUUAG
This is a messenger RNA of Impatiens glandulifera, 621 nucleotides long. RefSeq lists its product as uncharacterized. The transcript is spliced from 3 exons. NCBI's taxonomy places the organism in Eukaryota, Viridiplantae, Streptophyta, Magnoliopsida, Ericales, Balsaminaceae. The record is from RefSeq and is a predicted model, not a curated record. Bases 1 to 621 code for a protein of 206 amino acids.